Messenger RNA from Penicillium alfredii, 2316 nucleotides. RefSeq lists its product as uncharacterized. NCBI's taxonomy places the organism in Eukaryota, Fungi, Ascomycota, Eurotiomycetes, Eurotiales, Aspergillaceae. The record is from RefSeq and is a predicted model, not a curated record. The transcript has 5 exons. The coding region runs from base 1 to 2316 and encodes 771 amino acids.
AUGGAGGAGCCCUGGGGUAGCGAUGACUUGCCCAGGCCACGGCUUGACCAGCCAGGAAGGCCUCGGAUUGAGCCACUUGGUAUCGAAGAAGGCAUGAAACGAUUUCAUCCAGACAUUGCCCGUCCUCCGGUGGCCGCGUGGAGAUGCAAUUUGACUGCUCUGUCCCAGCGCCGAAACCUGUUAUUUGUGGCUCAUGGAUAUGAUAUCUAUGUCUGGAAACCAAAGGGACCGUUUCAGUUGCUGGGCUCUCAGCCUGAGAUGAUCAUCCAUCCGACGAUGAGGGAUCCCGAUAGACGUGGCUACAUUGAUCCUUUGAGACCUCACGGUAUCAACAAUAUCCACGUCGGAGAUUUAGGCCGGGAUGAGGUCUUGGUGCUAGCCACUGACUCGGGCAAUGUCUGCGCAUACCACGUCGAGGCCAUCUUCUCAGCGGUGACCCAAUCCGCAGAGAAUGGACAAAAACGGCCAUUUGAUGGAGCUGAAGUAACACCCUUUCUUGCUGAGAAUGUUGGGAGGAGUGCUUGGGGACUUGCCACCCAUAAAUUUGCCCGCCUGAUCGCCGUCGGCUCCAACGCGGGGGAGAUCACCGUUUUUGCCUUUGCCCUAGUGGAUCCUCAAUCCGAGGACACCAACGACGAUGACUUCUUCAAAAAACUGAAGUCUGAUGAUUCAGGGCAGGGCUGGGUGUUGAUAGAGUCUCGGACCACAAUGCGGGAGCUAAAGAAGCUCAUGCCCUACCGCCACCGGUCUCGCAACCUGCGUCUUGUCUACCAUGGCCAUUUUACAAACAUUCCCAGUGUAUCCUUCGCUGACUUUGAUCUGGAUGCCAACGGUCUGUGGAUGGUUAGCACCGACAUCGAAAACAAAGUGUUCAUGUGGAGAGUCUGGGAUGACCUAUGGCCGGUUCACCAGUUUUAUCCCGCUCAUCCAGAAGUCGAAGGCCCAGAGACAAGCUGGUUCGUCCUUCCUCUGGACCCACGCACUUUCCAACGACAUCAAGAGGUAAUAGAUGCUUGCGCCUGUCUGCCAACUCCCUGGACCUACGAAACAGUUUCCCCCCAUUUGAUAUGGGAUAUCUCAAUGGGUAUCGGGAGCGUCCCGGAUACGUCUCAAACCCUUAAUCUGACUUCCCGCCCUCGACCCACACCCGGAGUUGCGCCCGUUGAUCUUCUUCCCGAUGAUCUCCUAUCAUCCGACUGCUUCAUUGACUCUGGAGUCAGACCAGGCUCUGCCUCUAGUUCACAGAAUGAACACUCGCCUUCGCGACCUCUUGAUCAGGUGUCGGUAAAUGAAGACAUCGAGCAUAGUCGCGUUGAGGUCGACCUACCUAGCUCUGAGAUCAGGGCUGAGCCAGAGAAUGAUGAAUCCAGCUCUAUUCGAGUGGAAUUUGUGAAUCAGCCUAUCUCCAGCCUGUUUGAAGAAGACAAUGAGCACUUGACAGUGCCCUCAUGGAUGAGUCCAAGUCUGUUUUCGGAGGCGGUUCAUAAUGAGACCGAAUUCGAGGAACCAGUACCUACUUUGGAGUACAUAAGUUUGCCUCAGCAUGCGCUCCGGCCCAGUUGCUUUCCUAUCAUGCACUUCUCUCAACAUCACAUCACUCUCACGCCUUACCCAAUUGACUGCAAUUACCACAUCCUUCACAAGUUUACUCUCAGCCAAUUCCCCGCCUUCUCUUUCCCCGUCAACUCUGAAUGUGACCGUAUCAACAUGGUCAAGUACAUUCCCGAGCUCGGACUUGUCAUUGCCGCCUCCCAGCGAGGUCGCGUUGGCAUAAUAACCCUCACUUGGCAGGAGAGGAUUGGGUAUGCGUUCCGGGUGGACUGGCUCGUGCCAUUCAAAACUCAGGAAUCCAAAGGGCAGCGUCCUAUGGUCCCUCUCAUUGGUAUGGCAGCCAGCCCUAUGCCUGGCUUUGAGAUCCCGCCCGACGUCCCCUCCAUCCCUUACGGGGUCGACCCGAAUGACUGGCUGAAAUUCAAAUACUGCAUCCUGAACCCGGAUGAGCACGAGCACGAAGACUCAAACUCCUCGUCCCCGUCCCCGCCCCCGUCUACGCCCCCUCCACACUUAUCUUCUGCCAACCCUACCGCUUCUUCCGCUCCCGCCGCCUCUUCUGAAGGUGAGGAGAAGAAGAGCGAGCAUCCUUCUGAAAAUGGUCCCAAAUUCACCAUCCCUGAAACACAUGCCGAGGCAUCGCGUAUCUACCGGCCUCAUGAGCCCUGGCAUGGCUGGCACCCGUCCCGCCACUAUCGGCUCUUACUUCACUACUGCGACUGUACUGUGAUGAGUUACGAGUUCUGGCACGAGUGGAGGAGUUGA